AUGGUGCAGUGGUGGACGUUGAAGCGUCUUGUAACGGCAGACUGGGACUCCCCUGCUUCCAAACGUCCAAUGCAUCCGGCCUGGCACCUCCCCGGCACUACACCCCGUCCAUCCAACGCUCCCCAGCACUACCACCACCGACCCCACAUCCAGCAGCAUACAGCACUACACCCCGACCACAUCCAGCAGCCUCCCCAGCGCACCCAGACCCGCAUCCAGCAGCACCUCCCCAGCACUGCACCCCGACCCACAUCCCGGCGGCACUCCCCAGCGCUGCGUCCACAUCCAGCAGCAGCAGCACCUCCUGGCGCACACGCACACGACCCACAUCCCAGCCUUGGCACCUCCUGGCCUGCACCCCCGACCCACAUCCCAGCAGCACCUCCCCAGCACUGCACCCGUCCCACAUCCCAGCGGCUCCCAGCACUACACCCAGUCCCAUCCAGCGGCCUCCCGGCACUGCACCCCGUCCCACAUCCCCGGCACCUGCCCGGCGCCACCCCAGUCCCACAUCCAGCAGCACCUCCCCAGCUGCCCCCGUCCCUCCCGGCGGCACCUCCACAGCACGGCGCCACCCCGUCCCACAUCCCGGCAGCACCUGCAGCUACACCCCGACCCAUAUCCAGCAGCACCUCCCUGGCCACUGCACCCCGACCCACAUCGGCGCCUCCCCAGCACCACACCCCGACCCACAUCCAACAGCAGCUCCCCAGCACCGACCCACAUCCAGCAGCACCACAGGACUACACCUGUCCCACAUCCAGCAGCACCUUCCCAGCGCUGCACCCCGACCCACAUCCAACAGCACCUUCCCAGCACUACACCCCGACCCACAUCCAGCGGCACCUCCCAUGCGCCCUUUAG
Haliotis rubra (blacklip abalone) is the source of this 864-nucleotide messenger RNA. Its product is annotated as extensin-like. The transcript has 2 exons. Lineage: Eukaryota; Metazoa; Mollusca; Gastropoda; Lepetellida; Haliotidae. Bases 1 to 864 code for a protein of 287 amino acids. The record is from RefSeq and is a predicted model, not a curated record.